UGGGCUCUCGCAACUACGUGGAAACUUGGAAUAGGUCUGCUACUGCACACCGCCCGGACGCCGGGGUUCCUGCGCCCCCCGCCCCCUCUGAUCGCGGCUGGGUAGCCGAGCCGCAAGGAGCUGGGGGCCCCCGCGCGCCGCGUCUGCAUCGCGCCGCCCCUGCCCCGGGCUCCGGUAGCUUUCGGGCUUCCGCACUGCCCGCCGCGCCCUGCCCACAGGGAAGCGCUUCCCGAGGCGGCGGCGGUUCUGGUGCGGACCCUCCGGCCGCAGCCAUGUGGGACCCGCGGGCAGCUAGGAUGGACCUGACAGCUUACGCUGAGCUGCUGAAAGAAUCCGGCAACCAGGUUCUUAAGAAUGGGAACUUCUCUUUGGCCAUCAGAAAGUACGAUGAAGCCAUCCAGAUUCUCCUGCAGUUAUACCAAUGGGGGGUUCCCCCGAGGGACUUGGCUGUGCUGCUGUGCAACAAAUCAAAUGCUUUUUUCAGCCUUGGGAAGUGGAAUGAGGCAUUUGUUGCUGCCAAGGAAUGUCUCCAAUGGGAUCCAACCUAUGUGAAGGGAUACUACCGAGCUGGUUAUUCCUUGCUGAGGUUGCAUCAGCCUUAUGAAGCCGCUCGCAUGUUUUUUGAGGGUCUGCGACUUGUGCAGAGAAGCCAAGACCAGGCACCGGUUGCUGAUUUCCUUGUUGGAGUCUUCACCACUAUGAGCAGUGACUCCAUUGUUUUGCAAAGUUUCUUGCCUUGCUUUGAUCAUAUUUUCACAACUGGAUUCCCAACAGAAGUGUGGCAAUCUGUAAUAGAAAAGUUGGCAAAGAAAGGAUUAUGGCAUUCAUUUCUACUUCUGUCAGCAAAAAAAGACCGAUUACCAAGAAAUAUUCAUGUCCCAGAGUUAUCACUGAAAAGUCUCUUUGAGAAAUACGUUUUCAUUGGACUUUAUGAGAAGAUGGAACAAGUGCCCAAGUUAGUCCAGUGGCUCAUCUCCAUUGGUGCAAGUGUUGAGACUAUAGGACCAUAUCCCCUUCAUGCCCUCAUGCGACUCUGUAUCCAAGCCAGAGAAAACCAUCUUUUCCGGUGGUUAAUGGAUCACAAGCCUGAGUGGAAAGGCCGCAUUAACCAGAAGGACGGGGAUGGCUGCACUGUCCUACACGUCGUCGCUGCCCACUCCCCAGGAUACCUCGUCAAGCGACAAACAGAGGAUGUGCAGAUGCUCCUGCGCUUUGGGGCAGAUCCCACUUUGCUGGAUCGACAGUCUCGGUCUGUUGUGGAUGUCCUGAAGAGGAAUAAGAACUUCAAAGCCAUCGAGAAAAUCAACAGUCACUUGGAAAAGCUAGCUACGUGUUCUAAGGACCUAUCAGGAUUCAGCAAUGGUGAUGGACCCACUAGUGAAAACGACAUUUUCAGGAAGGUCUUGGAGCAGCUGGUGAAGUAUAUGAACUCAGGAAACCGGUUAUUGCAUAAAAACUUUCUGAAGCAGGAAGUAGUUCAGAGGUUCUUGCGCCUCCUUUCUACUCUGCAAGAAAUUCCUCCUGACCUGGUCUGUGAUAUUAAUCAAGACUGUGCCACCACCGUUUUCAAAUUCUUAUUGGAAAAACAGAAAUGGCCUGAGGUGCUUCUGUUGCUGACCCGCAAAGUAAGUGGAGAGCCACCGCUUGGGGAUUGCCUUAUCAAAGACUGCAACUUCUCAGACCUCGACAUCUGUACCAUCAUCCCCCAUCUCAGCACCUGGGACCAGCGGAAGAAACAGCUUCUGGGCUGCCUGAUAGACAGUGGAGCCUUGCCUGAUGGUCUUCAGGAGAGCCAGGAGAGGCCACUUGUCACAUGCCUGAAACAUGAGGACUUCGAGUUGGCUUUCCUUCUCUUGACCAAGGGCGCAGACCCCCGUGCUAUUUCUCUCACGGAAGGUGAUACUCCUUUGCAUGCAGCACUCCACAUCUUUCUAGAGAUCAAAGCUGACAUUGGUUUUAGCUUUCUCAACCAUCUGUUGGAUCUGUUUUGGUCCAACCCCACCGAAUUUGACUACCUCAACCCCAAUGUCCAGGACAGCAAUGGGAACACGCUGAUGCACAUCCUCUUCCAGAAGGGCAUGCUAAAGCGCAUGAAGAAGCUGUUAGACCUGCUGGUGAAGUUUGACAUCAACUUCAAUCUGAAGAACAAAGAGGGCAAAGAUGCACGGCACCGGAUUAAGAAGAACGACUCUCUGCUCUUGGCCUGGAACAAAGCUCUGAUGGAGAACAGGAGGAGGAGCCGGCAGGACUCUGCUGCCCACCUGGGGAAGCUCUCAAGGUCCACUGCCCCUGGUCACACGUCUCAGCUCAAGUCCCAGGGUUCAUUCAAGUCAGUGCCAUGUGGUGCCACUGCCAGAACGCUGCCUGAAGGAAGUGCAGUCCCUGACAGCUGGGAGACUCUCCCAGGUACCCGGGUGACCAGGAAGGAGCCUGGAGCUCUCAGGCCCUGCUCUCUGAGAGACUACCUUAUGCAGGACAUCACAGUUUUGAUUCAGCAGGUUGAAGUCGCUCCGUCUCUCCCAGAGGACUGUCUUCAGAGCUCUGAGCCUCUGGAGGCAGGAGCUGUCAAGGAAGGAAAGAAAGAUGAGCUCCAGCCGACCCUGGGUGCAGGGGCCCCUGACUGUAGUGAGGUGGCGGAAGGACAUGCUCAGGUGGGCCUUGGGGCAUUGCAGCUUGUGCCUGAUGAUAACAGAGGGAAGGAGGGCAAUGACGAUCAGGAUGACUGGAGCACACAGGAGAUUGAGGCCUGCCUCCAGGACUUUGAUAACAUGACCUGGGAGAUCGAGUGCACUUCAGAAAUGCUGAAGAAGCUGUCUAGUAAGGUAAUGACCAAAGUCAUCAAGAAGAAAAUCAUCCUUGCCAUUCAGCAGCUGGGAAAUGGCGAGUGGACCCAGGGCCUGCAGAAGCGACUGAAGCACCUGAAAGGAAGCAUCCAGCUCUUCGAAGCUAAACUGGACAAAGGAGCCCGGAUGCUCUGGGAGCUCGCCAUUGACUUCUCCCCUCGAUGCAGUGAGAACCCUGAGAAGAUCAUUGCCACGGAGCAGAACACGUGUGCAAUGGAGAAAUCAGGGCGGAUCUACACGGAAAUCAUCCGGAUUUGGGACAUCGUCUUAGAUCACUGCAAACUGGCUGAUUCCAUCAAGGCCAUCUGCAAUGCCUACAACCGGGGCUUGUCCUGUGUCCUGCGGAAGAAGCUGAAGGGUAUCAAUAAAGGCCAAGUGUCAGCUAACAUGAAAAUUCAAAAGCGUAUACCUCGCUGCUAUGUGGAGGACACGGAGGCCGAGAAGGGCAGGGAGCAUGUCAAUCCUGAGUACUUUCCCCCAGCCAGUGCAGUGGAGACAGAAUAUAACAUCAUGAAGUUCCACAGCUUCAGCACCAACAUGGCCUUUAACAUCCUCAAUGACACGACAGCCACAGUGGAGUACCCCUUCCGGGUGGGCGAGCUUGAGUACGCGGUGAUCGACCUCAAUCCCAGGCCACUGGAGCCCAUCAUCCUUAUUGGGCGAAGUGGCACUGGGAAGACAACCUGCUGCUUGUACAGAUUGUGGAAGAAAUUCCAUGUUUACUGGGAAAAAGCUGAGCAGGCAGGAAGCCCGUUGCUGGCCAAACAGGUCUGGCUGAAGAGAAGGUUGGAAGUGGAACCCGGAAAAGAGGGUCCAGUUGGGGAGGAAGAGGAGGAGGAAGAGGAUGAGGAAGAGGAAGAUUCUAUUGAAGUGGAAACAGUAGAAAGCAUAGAUGAGCAGGAGUACGAAGCCUGCGCAGGAGGAGCCGGUGUGGAGCCAGCAGGGGACGGCCAGGCUGCAGAAGUAUGUGCACCAGAACAUCCCCACCAGCUGGAGCAUUUACAUCAGAUCUUUGUGACCAAGAACCAUGUGCUGUGCCAGGAGGUACAAAGGAAUUUCAUUGAGCUUUCCAAGUCCACCAAGGCCACUAGUCAUUACAAACCACUGGACCCCAACAUUCACAAACUCCAGGACCUGAGGGACGAGAACUUUCCUCUGUUUGUCACUUCCAAGCAGCUGCUGCUUCUGCUUGAUGCUUCUCUGCCCAAACCAUUUUUUCUGAGAAACGAAGAUGGAAGCUUGAAAAGAACCAUCAUAGGAUGGUCCGCACAGGAAGAGUCAACCAUCCCCAGUUGGCAGGAGGAUGAGGAGGAGGCUGAGAUGGAUGGGGACUACAGUGAGGAGGAUAAAGCUGUAGAAAUGCGUACAGGUGACAGUGACCCCCGGGUGUAUGUGACGUUUGAGGUGUUCAAAAAUGAAAUAUGGCCCAAAAUGACCAAAGGGAGGACCGCCUACAACCCCGCACUGAUUUGGAAAGAAAUAAAAUCUUUUCUAAAGGGUUCUUUUGAGGCCCUCAGCUGUCCCCAUGGGAGACUCACUGAAGAAGUAUAUAAGAAAUUAGGGAGGAAACGGUGCCCCAAUUUCAAGGAAGACCGGAGUGAGAUCUACAGCCUCUUCUGUCUGUAUCAGCAAAUCAGGUCCCAGAAAGGUUAUUUUGAUGAAGAGGAUGUUCUGUACAACAUAUCCCGGAGGCUGUCGAAGCUCAGGGUGCUCCCAUGGUCCAUCCACGAGUUCUAUGGUGAUGAGAUUCAAGACUUUACCCAGGCCGAGCUGGCGCUGCUGAUGAAAUGCAUCAAUGACCCCAACGCUAUGUUCCUCACGGGGGACACGGCCCAGAGCAUCAUGAAGGGCGUGGCAUUCCGCUUUAGCGAUCUGCGCUCUCUGUUCCACUACGCCAGCAGAAACACCAUAGACAAGCAGUGUGCUGUCCGGAAGCCCAAGAGGAUCCACCAGCUGUACCAGAAUUACAGGUCCCACUCAGGAAUCCUCAAUCUGGCAUCUGGAGUGGUGGACUUACUUCAGUUCUAUUUCCCAGAAUCUUUUGAUCGUCUUCCAAGGGAUUCUGGCCUCUUUGAUGGUCCCAAGCCAACUGUUCUGGAGUCUUGUAGUGUAAGCGACUUGGCAAUUUUGCUACGAGGGAAUAAAAGGAAAACUCAGCCCAUUGAAUUUGGAGCCCACCAGGUAAUCCUUGUGGCCAAUGAAACAGCAAAGGAGAAAAUUCCAGAAGAGCUGGGGUUAGCACUUGUGCUAACAAUUUAUGAAGCAAAAGGCUUAGAAUUUGAUGAUGUCCUCCUUUACAACUUCUUUACUGAUUCUGAGGCUUAUAAGGAAUGGAAGAUCAUUUCCUCAUUCACACCUACAUCAACUGACUCCAGAGAGGAAAACCGGCCAUUGGUUGAAGUACCCCUGGACAAACCAAGCUCUUCUCAGGGUCGAUCUCUCAUGGUGAAUCCAGAAAUGUACAAGCUCCUCAACGGAGAGCUGAAGCAGCUGUACACCGCCAUCACACGGGCUCGGGUCAACCUCUGGAUCUUUGAUGAAAACCGAGAGAAACGGGCUCCUGCGUUCAAAUAUUUCAUUAGAAGAGAUUUUGUCCAAGUUGUAAAGACAGAUGAAAAUAAAGACUUUGAUGAUAGCAUGUUCGUUAAGACCUCAACUCCUGCGGAGUGGAUUGCACAGGGAGAUUACUACGCCAAGCACCAGUGCUGGAAGGUUGCAGCCAAGUGUUACCAGAAAGGAGGUGCGUUUGAGAAGGAGAAGUUGGCCCUGGCCCAUGACACUGCCCUGAGCAUGAAAUCCAAGAAAGUCAGCCCCAAGGAAAAGCAGUUGGAAUAUUUGGAAUUGGCUAAGACCUAUUUGGAGUGCAAAGAGCCAACGCUGUCCCUUAAGUGUCUGAGCUAUGCCAAGGAGUUCCAGCUCUCCGCCCAGCUGUGCGAGAGGCUGGGAAAGAUAAGAGAUGCUGCCUAUUUCUAUAAGCGAAGCCAGUGCUACAAAGACGCUUUCAGAUGCUUUGAGCAGAUUCAGGAAUUUGAUCUAGCACUCAAAAUGUACUGCCAAGAGGAGCUUUUUGAAGAAGCUGCUAUUGCAGUGGAAAAGUAUGAAGAAAUGCUAAAGACCAAGACCCUUCCCAUUUCCAAGCUCUCCUAUUCUGCCAGUCAGUUUUACUUGGAAGCUGCAGCAAAGUAUCUGAGUGCAAAUAAGAUGAAGGAAAUGAUGGCUGUCCUCUCAAAGCUAGACAUAGAAGACCAGCUGGUGUUUUUGAAGUCUCGGAAACGCUUAGCAGAAGCUGCAGACCUGCUGAACAGGGAAGGUAGGAGAGAAGAGGCUGCCCUGCUGAUGAAGCAACAUGGCUGCCUCCUGGAGGCUGCCAGGCUCACUGCCGACAAGGACUUCCAGGCCUCAUGUCUGCUGGGGGCCGCCCGCCUCAAUGUGGCCAGGGAUUCUGACAUAGAACACACCAAGGACAUUCUGAGAGAAGCACUUGAUCUCUGCUAUCAAACUGGCCAGUUGUCUGGCAUUGCCGAGGCCCACUUCCUGCAAGGGGUAAUCCUGAGAGACUUUCAGAAGCUCAGGGAUGCCUUCUUCAAGUUUGACACGCUCAACCACUCAGCUGGAGUGGUGGAAGCACUCUACGAAGCAGCGAGCCAGUGUGAGGCCGAGCCUGAGAAGAUUCUGGGCCUGGCUCCAGGGGGCUUGGAAAUCCUCCUCAGUCUGGUCAGGGCUCUCAAAAGAGUGACCAACAAUGCUGAGAAGGAAAUGGUCAAAUCUUGCUUUGAGUUUUUUGGGAUUUCCCAGGUGGAUGCCAAGUAUUGCCAGAUAGCUCAGAACGACCCUGGGCCCAUAUUAAGAAUAAUUUUUGACCUGGAUUUGAACUUGAGAGAGAAGAAAACAAAAGAUCACUUUUUGAUAAUGACUGAUCAAGUGAAAUUAGCCCUAAACAAACACCUUUUGGGCAGGCUGUGUCAGAUCACACGGAGCCUACUUGGGAAGACCUACCGAGGAGUCUGCAUGAGGUUUAUUGUAGGCUUAAAAUGUGAGGAUGAAAACUGUGAACAUUUUCACAGGCCUCUGCGGCGUUGUGAAGCCAAGUGUUUAGUUCAGUCAAAAAUGAACUUGGUGGCAAUCAACGGGUUGCUUUUGGAAGCUAAAAAAGUAUUCCCUAAAAUCUUAGCAGAAGAACUUAAAGAAAUUGAUUAUAUUUUGUCUACAGAUAUGUAUGGCCUUUGCAAGUCCAUUCUGGAUGUCCUUUUUCCUAAGCAUUUCCAUCAGAGAGUGUUGUCAGAAAACCCCAUGGCAUGCAAAGAAAUCCUGAAACCAAAUUACAAAUCAUUCCGGUUCUACAGAUUUGCUUUGAAAGAGUACAUCUACUUUCUGUUUGAAAAUGAAAGCGCACGCAACCGCCGGGAAUCCACAGACCUGUGGCUGAGUGCCAUGCAAGCUUUCCUUCUCUCUUCCAACUAUCCAGAGGAGUUUGAAAAGCUGCUCCACCAGGAGGAGGACAACUACAACAGGGAACUCAAAUCUCUAGAGUCUGAAAAGGAUGAAAGGGGCAGGGGGAGAGGCAGCAGGAUAAAAGGAAUAGAAGGGAAAUUUGGCAUGCUGGCACCCAACAGGGAUGAUGAAAAUAUGGACAAGACCCACCUGUGCUUCAUCCGGCUGCUGGAGAAUUGCAUUGAUCAAUUCUAUGUGUACAGGAACCCAGAAGACUACAAGAGGCUCUUUUUCCGUUUCAUGAAUGUCCUCAUUAAGAGGUGCAAAGAACCACUCAUCCCCAGCAUUGGAAACACAGUGGCUCUCCUGGAGUUCCAGUUCAUCCACUGUGGGGUGGUACUGGCCCGCCUCUGGAAGAAUGUCAUUCUGUGCCUCCCCAAGAGCUACAUUGCACUUUUGCACUACUGGGAGUUCCUGUUUAGCAAGAAGGACAAGGAGCUUGGGGAUGUGUUCUCCAUCAUUCAGGAAUACAAACCCAAGGAUGUGACAAGAGCCAUUCAGGAUUUCCGGUUCCAUCUUUCCUACCUCGCCAAGGUGCUAUGUGGCUAUGAGAAUGUGAACUUCAAUGUCCUGCUUGAUGCCUUCAGUGAAAUAGACUAUGUGGUUUCGGGUGAGGCUGAGCGGACGCUGGUGCUGUGCUUGGUGAUGCUAGUGAAUGCUGAGGAGAUCCUGCAGCCGUACUGCAAGCCUCUCCUGUACCGCCACUUCCGGGAGAUCGAGUCAAGGCUGCAGCUCAUGAGCAUGGACUGCCCUGGCCAGGUUCCCGAGAGGCUCCUGAAGGUGGUGAAGCGGGUCUUGGUGGCAGUCAAUGUGAAGUCUGUGGCUGAGGCGCUGCAGGACCUGCUCUUUGAGCGGGAUGAAGAGUACCUAAUGGACUGUGACUGGCGAUGGGACCCUGUGCACACCAAAGGGUCCAUAGUCCGUGGCCUCUAUUAUGAGGAGGUCAGACUAAACCGCCUGCUCUGUUUGGACCCCGUGGACCACUUUACUGAACCCGAGUGUGAGUUUGGCCAGGAUGAGAUGGAUGAACUGGCAUUAGAAGACCGAGACCACGUCCUGGCCACCAUUCUUUCCCAAAAGCAACGGAAGGCCUCCAUACAGCGGAAGUUGAGGAGGGCAUGUCUAGUGGUGUCUCUGUGCAUCAGUUGGAGGAGAAGAGUGGGCACCCAGAUGGAGCGUGUCAGGGAGGAGGCCAGGGAGCCCAGGGCUGGGAACUUCAAAAAGGCAGACGUGGACAGGACCCAGUGUGACCUAUGUGGAGUGAAGUUUACCCGUGGCCCAGAGAACUAUUUCAGCCCCAGCAAAUCAUUUGAGGGGGCAACUUCCGAGGUGGCAGUCCUUUCCAGGGCUGAGCUGGAAAGAGAGGAGUGUCAGGAGAGGAACAGCGAGUCUUACGAGCAGCACAUCCAUCUAGAACACCACCAGAGGCAGCAAGUGGCCUACCAGAAAUACUCAGAAUUUUUCCACGAGAAGGUGGACCCGGCCAUUGAUGAAGGCAAGCUGGUAGUGCAGGACAUCGAGCAAAGUGUAUGGAUCCACAGUCACGUGGGCUCCAAGGAGCACAGCCAUAUGCUGCAGAAGGUCCAGGAGCACAUCAAGAGGGUUUCAGAUAUGGUGGAGGACCUCUACAGGCGGAAGGCCUGGGCUGGUGCGGAGGAGGCGAUGACUCGGCUGGUCAACAUUCUGAUCCUGUCAGUCAGGGAUGCACGAGACUGGUUGAUGAAAACAGAGACCCGCUUAAAGAAGGAAGGUAUUGUUCAGGAAGAUGAUUAUGAAAAUGAAGUUGAAGACUUUGGUGAGCUUCGUCCUAGAAGGCGUCCUCGGAAAUGUGGAAAGCAGAGAAAAUACUAAUGUCCACACAGCUGCAGCCUCCUCAUCCUUCGGAACAUUCCAUUCUGACUUAGAAUUCUGAGUGCUGGGGCAGAAGACAAAAAGAAUGUGAAUUAGCAUUUUAAAAGUAGGGGAGUCUAACACCAUUGCUUUUUGUUCUCAUUACUUCUCUUUCAGUGGCUUAGGAUCUGAUUGCUCCCUCACCUCUAAAGUGUUUCCAAGUAGAGUCUAGCAGUAUUAGUUCCCCCCACAAACAAGUUCAGGUAGAGAAAUUGUAGUCCAAGGGAAUGUUGGGACUCCUCACUGCAUGGUCCCUGGGGUGUCUGGCUCAUCCCCAGCAUGACAUGAGUUGGUAGCAGAGGACUAGGUGUUAAGACAGACUCUCCUCACCUCAGUUGCUGCUGCUCUGGGCCAGGAAAUCUCUCUAUGGAUUCCCUCAUCUCCUGCCACACUGCUGCAGCAUCAAGUGUGCUAUGAGAGCUGUAUGCGCCCAGGGGUGGGCCCUGCCACUAGCCACCCCGAGCCCAGGAUGCAUUCUGGUCAUCUCUGGGCCCACUUGUAGUGUAGUUUCUUCUGUUAGAGAUGUUAGCCUUUUCUCUCUGUGGCGACUUUUCUGCCUUCCCUCCCUCUGUGUUUUGUGAUUAUUCUUAGCUACCUGUGCCAAGUCACAGUUAGACUACCUCAGAAUGUAGUCAAGAAUUCACCCAGUGUUCUUUGGAUGUCCCUUCCCUAGAGGGAAAGGCUGGGGAAUGUUGCUGGGAGCAUUCCCAGCUGCCUCUCCAAAGUGGUCCUAACUCUGCCUUGGCUAUGGUGCAGAUAUUCCAAAAAGUGUUUAGUACACAGCCCUGUACAUCUAGUUUUCUUGGUUCUCCCUGGUAACUUUGCUACCCUAGCUUAGGCUGACGUUCUGAUGAGUCUCUGCUUGCUGAGCUUAUCACUGUGGGACAGUGAUCUGCAGAGCUGCAGGUUGGAGCAAGUGGACAGAGGAGGAAGCCAGCUAAGCCAAAUCCGUCACUGCCACUUGGCUGGAAGGCCUUAUAAGAGGGCGGAUCUGGGCCUGUUUGCAGGAGGCCAUUGCCUACCCUCUCCCCACAGUGAGCCAGCAGCCAUCAGCUGAUCCCACCUGGGAAGCCUUCAUGCCUCUCUGAUGGUUAAUGCCCACCCUUAUCCCACCCCUCAGCUCAGCCUGGUAUGGAAGGCCAGGUGCACGUUGGUCUUUGACUGUUCUGUCCUCACAGCAGAGCCAGCUUUCCCCCCAUGUUGCUGCUGCUUUUGCUGCUCAUGCUGCUCAUUGUUUUCUCUUCCUUGUCUUUCCAAAUUGUUUCCUUGAAAUGCUUGUUUCCAAUUUUUCUUAGAUUAUGUUUCUAAUUUUUAUUUCAGGUGGUUUUUUUUUCUUACUUGACAGAAAAAAAGAAAACUACAACAGUAUCUUGCUGUAUUACCACAUUUUUUAUAAAGUUAAAGCAUUUCUCUUACAUGCUGCUGUUUUAUUUCCAGUCUCUACUCAGAGUAAGGGGGUAAAUCUUGGAGCUGGUUCCCCCUGGUCAGCUGAUUGAUGCUGGCCAGGACAGAAGCUUUCUGUGCCGUCAGAGAUUCCGAAAUCAAGGGAUAGAGAAAAAGCCCAGUCCAGGACUCCCAGCUGGUUGGUGUUCUCGAGGGCCCACCUCGUGCACGUUUUUUCCAAUCUGGAUGCUCCCAAGCAUGCACGGUUUGGACAGUAAGAAGUUUUGUCUGUACCACGUACCGGGGCUUUCCCAACAAGGAACAUUGCCCUGGAAGGCAGGAGACCUGGAAUCAAAUUCCUCUCCUGUUCCUAACGAGCUGUGUAAUGCCGGGUGAGUCAGGUCUAUUCAACCCUGAGCACCUUCAUGCCGCACUAUGUAGGAACCUCAUGAUUUGGUGUAGGAGAGAGACGGAAAUGUGAGAAAAGAGUGGUGAUAGACAUGUGUAUUGCAUGGGUGGCAUAUGCAUUUACAUAACCCAGCUGGGCCUCAGUUUCCCCUUUUGGGAAAGUGGUCUAAGGUCCCUUCCUACCUGAUGCAGAGUGGUUCUGUAAGCUGUUGCCAUGGUUUUGCAUACCCUCCAGUCUUGGUGCUGGGAUGCCUGUGUUUGCUUGCGUCAGGUGAGCUGAACAGCUGAGUCUUAGCAAGCAAAGCAUCUGAUCUUACCCUUUAAAAUUAAAGAGGUUCGGAAAUGGGACAGGUGAUCCUGCUGUCAUAUCUUUAUUAGCACUGUCCAUUAGAACUACCUGAGAAAUCCAACCCCAAAAAUCUGACUCCUCAACUUAUAAAGCUCCUUAGAGUGGGGGUGUGGAGGUUGGGAGAGAAGAAUGGAAUUCAGCAGAAGAGUCAGUAACUUCCCUUAAUGACCAGAAUCCUGGGCCCAGUUCAGUAGCAGUGGCUUUGGUGUCUUGGACUUGCCAUGGCAGUCCAGGAUAGGGGAUGUGUAUCUGGGGUCCCCCAAGACCACUACUCUCAGGCUUGGUAAUUCAUUAAGAGGGCUCACAGGACUCAGCAUGUAGUUGGAGUCAUGGCUCUGAUUGAUUAUAGCAAAGUCAUACCAAGCACAACUGGCAAUGGGAAAGGCCCAUGGGGUCGAGUGUAGGGGAUGCCAGGUGUAAGCUUCCAGGGCUCCUUUCCAGAGUCACACACAGUAGGCUUCAUUUCCCAGCAACGAGUUGUGACAACUUGAUGUGUGAAAUAUGCCAAUCUGGGGAGCUCAUCAGAGACUCAGAGCUCAGGGUUUCUACUAGCGGCUGGUCAUAUGAGUAUCUUUUGCCCAGCAUAUACCAAAGUUCCAGAGUCUCAGAAGGAAAGUAGUGUUCAGCAUAAACCACAUUAUUUAUACAAACCACUUAGGCACUGUGAGCCAUGUUGAUCAGUUCUGAGGGUGUAGGGAGCCAUCUUGAAAUCCAAGUUCUAAGAAUCAGUAAGCAGACCUUUCAAAGGGCAGCAGUUAGGCCUGCUGGGCCAUUUUCUGCACAGGGGGUUCCCCCAAGUUGGGGCUUUGUCAUGAUCAUCCCACUAGCUUGCCUUACAGGCGCCCCUGUGUAUCCAGCCACUGGAUGAGCACCUAUAUACCUCUUGACUCUCCCCAGUCAAGGGAGUGAAUCUUCAGGGAUAGUUCAUUUUCUAAAAACCCAUCUGAUAAAGAAACUGUUUUUCUAAGUGCCUUAGACAUUGACUUCAUUUCCUUGCAAUCAGUGUUAAGCAUUCAUAAUGCUGUUUGGGUUCUUUAAGGCCUGCUGGGGAAGGGGGAGGGCCCUAUAAGCCUCUGGUGGCUGUUUCCUCCUUCUACCAACACACACACACACACACACACACACACACACACACUUUGGCCUGACCAUUCUUAGCCAAGAGCUCUUGUUCUCCUCACAUUCUCUCUGCAACAAAAAUCCAGUCUUUCAGGAAGAAUAAACUGACACGGGAGCUAGCAGCACCCUAAACUGUGUGCUAUCGCCUCAGUACUUUAGCAAAUCACUUGUGGGGAAACUGAGGCCCAGAUGAUACAACUUGCCCUGGGUCACAGAGUUGGUUUGGGGUAGGGCUGAUACAUGGACCUGGGAUUUCCAAUUCCAGCUAGCACCCUUUCCACUAAGGACUCAGGUGCCAAGGUCAACAGCAAAUGCCAGCAAUUCUUUCUCAGAGCCUAUCACACUCUGCUCACUGGCAGAGUGACAGAGUACAAGCUCUGUUCAUCUGCCAGCCUCAUCCCUCUCACAUCUCCAUGAACUGUGAGCCCAUCUGGCAGCACUAGACUCAGCCCCUUGGGAGGAGCUCAGAAAAGUCUCUUUGACAGCACUAGAGAGAUUAAUAGCUGAUACACUCUGGCCACCAGUAGGAGACCUUGGUAACAACCAGAACCUAUUAUGAACACUAAUAUUUCCUCUUUCCAAACGACCUGAGAGCAGGUGCAACAUAAGCUAUAAGUUACACAGAGCUCAUUGGCAGUUGGUGCUGGCCAGGGUGUGCGGCAAAUCUGCGGCUCAUUUUGAACAAGUGACCACUCCAGGGAAACAAAGGCAGGCUCCCCAGGAAAAGGUGUAUUACAGCAUCUGCAUCCCUAGGCUUGGGAGUAGUGGUGCAGUGGAUGGGGCUCCUGUAUGUAAACAGGAGCUCUCAGAAAGAGCCCUCCAGGCCUGGACAGGAGGAUCACUCCUGCGGCCUAAGAAAAUGACCAAGGCUAUAAAUAUCCAAUCUUAAAUCUCAACAAAGCAACUUCCAGGUUUUACCUUAUAUACACAUAUGAGGCAUUCCAUUUUAUUUGUAAAUGUUGAUGGCAUUGGAUAUUCCUCUGUUUCCUUUUGAUUUCAAUAUGGCUUUGAUAAUGUUGGGGUUUAAUGGUGUAACAGUAACAUAAUACAUGUGAAUCUCAGUCAUGUAAGAAAUGUCAUUUUAUUUAAUUCAAAUCUUACUCUGGACCCUAUUCCUGCUUUGGUGGGAAAUGUGGCCUAAUAAUUAUUGGAGGACCCUCUGCUUCUUCGGGAUCUCUGAAGUAUUAGGAGGCCAAUCUGGUAUGGGGAAAAUGAGGGAGGCCCUCUCUCCUUCAGUUCAUCAUGGCUGCUGCUAACCCGUUCCUGUCCCAGCUGAUAGGGUAUCUGAGAAGGUGGGUGAUUCUUCUCCCUCCAAGCCAAGCUUGACAAGACUAGAAGCUGUGAGGUAUCUGAUCUGGCCUCUGCAGAUGAACAAUUGAGCCACCCCCUGAAGUUUUCACACCUCCCCAUUGUAUUGCCAUGAGGAUAAGGACAGGUCCCUAUUGGUCAUGACAUCCCUUGGCCGCUGCCUCACCCCUGAACAGAGAGAGCCUAAAGUCCUAGCUACUUUCUUGAAAAAAAAAAAAAAAAAAAAAAAAGGGUAG
This is a messenger RNA of Nomascus leucogenys (northern white-cheeked gibbon), 14024 nucleotides long. It is a transcript of the gene TRANK1, whose product is annotated as tetratricopeptide repeat and ankyrin repeat containing 1. The record is from RefSeq and is a predicted model, not a curated record. Lineage: Eukaryota; Metazoa; Chordata; Mammalia; Primates; Hylobatidae. Gene Ontology annotation, molecular function: protein binding.